UGAUUAUCAAAUCCGAUCUGAAUUUCACAUACUCAAGUCAUCUCCAAGAGCUACAAAUCUUAAAAUUAAAUAUUUAAGAAAAUAUAAAAAGUGAAACAAAAUCGUCGAAAUUUAAUAAUUUGAAGGAUAAUUAAACAACAUCGUCAACCUUAAUAAGUAACAAUUCAACCAAAAAGCAAAAUAAGGAACUAGACAUAACCUCAAAACUACAUUCAAAUUCAAAAAUAUAUCCAGUCCAUACAUUAUUGUCCAUACCAACAAUAAUGGAUUCAUCAAGACUAAUCCGUUCCAAAUCAUCAAUGUCAUUCGAUCAACUCAAAGUCCGAAUGAUUCAAGACAAGAUCGCUGAGCAAUAUUCAACAGCACAACGUAGACCAAGACAAAAGAGCUUAAGAAUUAUUGUCCUUAAGAAAAAUUACCGUAAGCGACUAGCAGAAGAAAUUAACGAGAAGCAUAAGAUGCAGACAUGGAACUCAAUGCAGAAAGAUGUUGAUCAAAUCUUAAAGAAUGUAAAAUUAUCAUCAGAGUCAAAUAAGGAUGCCGGUAAGCUCAGUGGCGGUCGAUGCUUGAUCAAACCAUCAAAAUUCACAACUGCAACUCCAAGGAAAGAUUUUGGAAGCAGCUACGAGUCAUCGUCAUCAUCACUAAGACGAACAAAGUCAUUUAGUGAAAAAAGAACAGCUGUUGAACUUAAUAGAUCAAAAUUAGACAGCAAACCAGCUGCAAAGACAUUCUUCAACUUAGACCGACCAGUAUUUGACUUAUCAAAGCCAGUCAACCUGAGUCUAUCUAACAUUCUGUCCAAAAUUGUUCCACCAACUCCAACAAAGCAAAAACCAGAGCCAGAACCAAAACAAAAAGCUAAUUUUGGAUUCUCAGGACGUAGUCUUUUCCAAAGUGGUAAACCUCAAAAGAUUCCAAAGAUGACUGAAAAUACAUCAACUUUCUAUCUCAGCAGUGAAGCAGCAUUAAGUCACACAGCUAAAAUUGAUGAAAUGAACGAAAAGAUGAGAUAUGUUAAGCAAUUAGAGAAGGAAUUUAAUGAGAAUAAGAUUAAGAGACAAAGAGAUGAAGAAGAGGAAAAGGAACAGAAAAGCAAGAGGCGAUUAAGCUUUGGAAAGAGUCCAGUACACUCGUUGGUUUGUGCUAGACGUGAGGAAUGAAUAAGAAAUAAUUUUUUAUUUUUGACUAAAAUUUGUAAAAUUGUUAAAGUUUGUAAAUAAAAUAUAUUGAAAAGUAAAA
Messenger RNA from Chironomus riparius, 1242 nucleotides. NCBI's taxonomy places the organism in Eukaryota, Metazoa, Arthropoda, Insecta, Diptera, Chironomidae. The record is from the annotation of a GenBank genome assembly.